GACUGCAGAAUGUCAGCUUUUGUACAAUUAACUAGAAACAUAUAUACCAGCAACAUGAGACAGUGGACGAGACCAGGAACUUGCUUAUUUAGUUUUUAUCGGCGUAGCUCUCUUGAUGCAUUUGACAACAAUCAACAAUUUCACCCUCAAACCAUCAGGCUUUACUCAUCGUCAAUUAAGAAAAGUAUUCGGAUAGGAUGCGCUUCGGGUUUCUGGGGGGAUACAGCUACCUCAGUACCUCAGCUUAUAUAUGGAGGAAAGCUGGAUUUCCUUGUGUUUGAUUAUCUGUCAGAAAUCACGAUGUCACUUCUUACAGCGGCCAAAUCCAAGAUGCCUAAUAUGGGAUAUGCUCCUGAUUUUGUGCUUAGCAUUUCUCCUUUUAUCAAAGACAUUCAUAAAAGAGGUAUUCGAGUAGUGAGUAAUGCAGGUGGCGUGAACCCUUUAGCAUGUGGCGCUGCCAUUCAGGACGCAGUGCAGAAGGCAGGUUUGGACCUGAAGGUGGCUGUGGUAACUGGUGAUGACCUUAUGCCACAGAGAGAAAUGUUGACUGAGCUCAGAGAAGCUGAUGGGCAAAGCAGAAAAACACUUCCAAAAACUGUGAACAGUAUGAAUGCAUAUCUGGGUGCUGGACCUAUAAAGCGUUGCCUUGAUCUUGGAGCUGAUAUUGUGGUGACUGGACGCUGCGUUGACAGUGCAGUUGUGCUUGGCCCCCUAAUGCACUCAUUUGGCUGGGAGCGGAACAGUUAUGACCUGUUGGCAGGUGGAAGUCUUGCAGGUCACCUGAUCGAGUGUGGUGCCCAGGCUACUGGAGGCAUUUUCACUGACUGGCACAAAGUCCCAGACUGGGAUAAUAUGGGCUUCCCAGUGGUCGAAUGCUGUGCUGAUGGCUCCUUUGUAUUGUCGAAACCGCCCAAAACUGGAGGCCUGGUCUCUUUUGGCACAGUUGCAGAACAGUUGGUGUAUGAGAUCGGAGAUCCUCAGCGAUACCUUCUGCCUGAUGUCAUCUGUGACUUCUCCAGAGUCACUAUCACUGAGAUACCAGAUGUGGAAGGCGGAGCCGUCAGAGUGGAGGGAGCAAAGGGAUCGGCCCCAUCAGCCGACUAUAAGGUAUGUGCUACAUAUAUGGAUGGCUUCAGGGCCACUGCAGUGUGUCCUGUAGGAGGCCCCAGGGCUGUAGAGAAGGCCAGAAGGACAGCAGAAAGCAUUAUUAAAAGGACACGGCGCAUUUUUAAACAGCUGGGACUGGAGGAUUACAGCUCGGUGAACAUUCAGGUUUUAGGUGCUGAGGACACAUAUGGACCACACGCAGUCAACAGUAGCCCUAGAGAAGCAGUGAUUUGGAUGGCUGUCCAUCACAAACAGAAGAAAGCGCUCGAGUUUUUCUCUAGAGAAAUUGCGCCUGCUGGAACAGGCAUGGCCCCAGGACUCACAGGGAUUGCAGGUGGCAGACCCAGAGUCUCUCCAGUGCUAAAGCCUUUCUUCUUUCUGCACCCAAAAGCAGGAUUUAAGGUGAACGUCUACGUGAAUGGGGAUCUUGCUGAGACGUACUGUGAGACACACCACCCUUUGUCUGAGGGCCAAGCCUCUGGCCACCAGUCUGAAAAAACCAUCACAGAGAUGCCUGCAGAUUUACCAGCUGGUCCCCAUAGUUAUAGGCUGGAGGACUUGGCUUACACACGCAGUGGAGACAAAGGAGACUCAGCUAAUAUUGGAGUCAUUGCCAGACAUCCACUUUACUACCCUUAUCUGAAGAAGUUUUUGACAGCUGGGGUAGUGGAGGAGUAUUUCAAGCAUCUUAUAAAGAAGGAUGAAACAGACCUACCUUCAGUAAUGCGAUAUGAAUUGCCUGGUAUUCACGGCCUAAACUUCGUUCUUCGUAACUCUUUAGGAGGGGGUGGCGUGGCAUCACUGCGGAGUGACCCUCAGGGUAAAGCCUAUGGGCAGAUGUUGCUGGACUACAGACUACGUGGCUUACCUGACCUCAAGUCCUUGGUGGAUUAAGAAAUAGAGAGAGGGAGCAAAAGAGAGAGACGCCUAGACAGAGAGGAGAGUUUGACAGAGAGGUGUGUAAUCUAACAAACUAUCUAGAUAAGCCAGUUAGACAAUUCACAGGACAGUAUAGAAAAUAGUGUUGUAUAAACACAGGGUAUAAAUGAUGUCUGAAUGGACAUCUACGACGUGCUAAAUAUGUGUGGGAGGUUAACUUGAUACACAGAGAUUUUACUCUCUGCUGUCAGUUUUUCACAAAUGUAUAGAAAAUAUUUGUACCAUAUCUAACAGCCAUUGGGUAAUAAGCAAUUUUCAUGAAAAUGCAUUAAAUAGUCCAAUUAUAUCUGCUUUUUCAAGUG
Chanos chanos (milkfish) is the source of this 2348-nucleotide messenger RNA. RefSeq lists its product as uncharacterized. The record is from RefSeq and is a predicted model, not a curated record. Lineage: Eukaryota; Metazoa; Chordata; Actinopteri; Gonorynchiformes; Chanidae. The coding region runs from base 10 to 2001 and encodes 663 amino acids. The transcript has 20 exons.